GGCAGAUCGUGCAAACUCCUGUGGCCUGUCACUGCUCCUCAUUCCAGCGAAAUCGAGCGUCCGAACUCCAUCCAAUUCCCUCCUCCGGGCUCCAGCUCUCUUUUUUUCAAAUAAAAUAAAAUCCACAUGAAAAGUUUGAAGCUGUAACACAAGAAUUAGGAUUAGCGUUAGAGUUGAGGGCGAGAUGAGGAGGGAAUUCUAAUCUAAGAGGAAGGCGAGAAGGAGAAGAUGCAAGGCGGUAAUCUCCAGUUCCAAGUGUUCUCGAGUGGGAGAUCCCCUCCUUUAACCUUCUUCGUUUCGUCCCCCUAUCUUCUUGAUCGGAGAUCCAGGAGGAAUUCGAUCUCUUUAAGGUAUAGAUGCAUACCCAGGUUGAAAUCAAUAGGUAGAAUCAUCAGAGUUCAAGCAUCCAACGUCAAUGUCGGAUCUGGGAGCUAUGGAAGAGAAGGAGAAAGAGAAGGCCACAGCAAUCUCAUGGAUGGUUCUACUAGAGUUCGUUACCAACUAUCUAUUGCCGGUGUGCUACUCGUGUGUACAUUAGCAUUUUCACUUGUUGUUUUCUUGAAGGGAGGCCCUUCUGCACUUGUAAAGGCACUUGCAAAAUCAGGCUUCACAGCUGCAUUUACUUUGAUCUUUGUUUCUGAAAUUGGGGACAAGACUUUUUUCAUUGCUGCAUUGUUGGCUAUGCAAUAUGACAAAGCACUGGUUCUAUUUGGAUCAAUGGGUGCUCUUUCACUUAUGACAGUCUUAUCUGUGAUAAUGGGACGGAUUUUUCAUUCUGUACCAACGCAGUUUCAGACAACUUUACCAAUUGGAGAGUAUGCAGCGGUGGCACUUCUUACAUUCUUUGGUCUCAAAUCAAUUAAAAAUGCAUGGGAACUUCCAUCAAAUGCAAGUAGUAAUAAGAAAGGGAGUUCUGACCUCGGAGAGCUUGUUGAAGCUGAGGAGCUUGUGAAGGAAAAGGUAGCCAAGAAGCUCAUGAAUCCUCCUGAACUCCUUUGGAAGUCUUUCAGCCUUGUGCUUUUUGCGGAAUGGGGUGAUAGGUCAAUGCUAGCUACAAUUGCUCUGGGUGCUGCACAGUCUCCUUGGGGUGUAGCUAGUGGAGCCAUAGCCGGUCACCUAUUCGCAACAUCGAUUGCAAUUUUAGGUGGAGCAUUUCUAGCCAACUAUAUUUCAGAGAAACUGGCCGGGAAAAUGCUGCUGUAGAUCAGGAGGUUCGGCCUACGUAUUAAAUGUAUCAAGUCAAGCUGAUGCCCGUGAAAUCUGGAUAAUCUCUAGACUCCACAGUUGCAAACUUUUAUAAAGCUCCGAGCAGCAGAAAAAAAGAUUGAGAUCACAUGAAAUGAGUAGACCUAUAAAGAGUAGUAGAAAUAUACAUUGUCAUUGAUGUGGAAAGCUAAGCUCACAGGAUAUGGUCAUACCAUGUUUUUUUUUUUCAGACAUCUGGUCAAAGUUCAUGCUUUGUUUUUGGUGCAAGAUAGUCAAUGGCGGUAUCUGUCAGGUAAAACGAGAGGAC
This is a messenger RNA of Elaeis guineensis (African oil palm), 1513 nucleotides long. NCBI's taxonomy places the organism in Eukaryota, Viridiplantae, Streptophyta, Magnoliopsida, Arecales, Arecaceae. The record is from RefSeq and is a predicted model, not a curated record.